UAUAAAUAUACUCAUGCGAACAUGUGGAUUAUACAGAGUACUCUCUCAUUGUGAUUCUAUCUUUCUACUCUGCCGUCAGUAGUUAGCGCGCUGGUCCAGGGAAAAGGCAAACCCUAAGUCAACAUUAGGAACCCAGCGCCUGCAUCCGCCCGUAUAAAUACAUGUAUGUCAAUAUAUGCUCUAUCCACCGUGCGUGCUGGGCUACAAACAGGCAAGAAUGGAAAUGAGCAUAUCUAUCUGUGUAUCCGUUUAAAUCUAUAUACUCCGUACCAGAAUUACACACCCUUCAAUUACCCACUUGCCGUAUGACUGUUUUAGCCACCCUGAUAAACCCCCUUCAAUAUGUCGCAAACGCCUCAUGCCCGCGAUCGCACUGCCCCUUGGUACUCGAUUCCAGCGCGUGAGAUCGUUACUGUGGAACAUCCAUGCGUGGUGAAGAACAUAGACAAAGGGAUCGAAACCCUUAGCGGAAACGGCGGCAUUCCAAGGCUUCUAAAUCCGCCACGUCAGGAUUCCUCGAUCAACUUAUUCUUAUCUCCCGAGGACGGCAUGAGCAGACCUUUGUCUUCAAUCUGUAACCCUGCAAAUAACAUCUUGCUGAAGAUUACCGUCCCCAAGAGGACUGGGCGCAAGCGCAAACGUGGUUCUGAUGAGCCCUUCACCAACGACCUCAAUGAUGUUGAAGAAGCCAGUGAACCUGCCAGCCCUACCACUAGUAGAAGCAGUGCUACAGUGCCGUCCCGUGCUCUAAACGCGCGGGCCUUGCUGCGACGACUCCAGGAUAACGUGGGCAAAUACGAGGUCGAAGCGAUUGGCUGCGUCGAGCGAAUGCACAACUUCCGUGGAAUGCCGGAUUUCGUCUACUCGACAAUCUCUAGCCCCUUUAUGACGAAAUUCAGAGAGAAUGUCUUACCCUUCCGAUACGACAAGCUCAAAGAGUUCCAAUUCGAUAUGACCAAAGGGUCUACAUCGAACGUCGACAUCAUACCACCGCCAGCCUUAAGCCGUGGAGACGCCCCCUUCAACUACCUCUAUCGCCAAAACCCCACGGUCAAACAAUCCAUCGGCCCAUCCGGCGAAAUAACAACCACAAACACCCAACAAAUCGUCAAAGUCCUCACCCACCUCGUAGCAUGCGACGUCCCCUCCGUCCCAACCGCCCCUCGCGAAAAUUGCCCCCCAAUCCACACCCUCGACAAACCCCUACAGGAAACCAUCGCAAUCCUCCAAUCCCUCUUCGAAACCCGCCCGGCCUGGACCCGGCGCGGCCUACGCAACCACCUCACGACCAAUGAGCAGAAAUACGCCCUCCGCCUCGCCGUGCCGUAUGUCGGCUACAUCUUCCGUUCGGGCCCCUGGCGCGACGCCAUUGUGAAAUUCGGCCAUGACCCGCGCCUCCACCCAUCCUCCUGCGUCUACCAGACAUUUAUGUUCCGCACGCUGCCGUCCAGUAUCACCGAACAGCUCGAGAAUGACCAUGCCGGCACCCCGGCGCCGAGGAACACAUCGACGACAACAUCGGUGUCAACUAGGCGCAAGACCCUCCCGCGCGCCUCCGCCACUAGCACCGGUGGCGACCAGAGCGCGGCGACCCGCCCCUCCCAUAUCUUCACCGGCCAAGCCCCGCUCCCCCGCGACGGCAAGAUGUGGAUGAUAUGCGAUAUCACCGAUCCCAUCCUCGCCCGCCUUCUCAAACCACCGGCACCCCCGCCAUCACCAUCACCAUCAUCAGAAGCCCCAUCCCCAUCCCCAUCCCCCAUCCUCGCUGCAUGCGACAUCCUCUCCUCCGGCUGGUACGGCAACGUCACCCUCGCCGUCGCCAAGACGAUCAUGCGCGCGAAGAUCCAGCACAUGCUCGAGCACGGCACGACGCCGGCGGCGGCGAUGGAGGAGGAUUUUCUGCCCCUGCUGGAGUUUCCGGCGCGGUUGGCGGGGACGAGGAAGUGGGGAGGAAAUGUGCUAUUGGUCCUGGUGCUGCUGGUGGUGGGUGGCGCAGGUAAAUUCGAGAUGUAUGACAUUGCCGGCGGACGUGAGGGCGAUGGUUCGAGGGGCGCCGGGGCGGAAGGUGUUUUUGGAGAGGGGGAGGGGGGGUGGUGAUGGUGGUGAUGGUGAUGAUGGAAGGGGUGGGGAGGAUGGGGGUCGAGGGAAGAGGGUUAAGUGGGAGGAUGAGGUUGGAGGGGUGGGAAGGGAGAACGAGGAUGAAGGUGAAGGGGAGGAGGAGAUGGGCGAGUCUGGAGAGGAGGAGGGGGAGGAAGAGGAAGAGGAGGGAGAGGGAGAAGGCGAUGAUGUAGAAAUGUCAGGUCUAUAGCCACCAGAUUGAAAAUUUGGUCUAGGGUGUUCCUUCCACUUGACUUAUGUACUAUAUGAAUGAAGCAUCUUUACCAGGAGAUCUCAGGGGCUAUCCUCAGACAUAUAUAUACCAGGCGGGCAAGCACAUCCAUGCAACGCAAACCACACCAACCCGGCCAAGUUAGUUUACUUAGUUCGGUAAAAUAGUGAUCUCAAUCUACUAUGGGAAGCAGGGCCACAGGACAGGCAGAUAACACACCGGACAUGUACAUGUAGUAGCAAUUCCAAUAGUUACCAAUCAUACAUUCCUUCAGUAGUCAGUCAAGCAGCCAAAAUAAACAAUAG
This is a messenger RNA of Blastomyces gilchristii SLH14081, 2634 nucleotides long. Its product is annotated as RNA polymerase III transcription factor subunit. The transcript has 5 exons. Gene Ontology annotation, cellular component: transcription factor TFIIIC complex. Gene Ontology annotation, biological process: transcription initiation at RNA polymerase III promoter. Bases 343 to 2097 code for a protein of 584 amino acids. NCBI's taxonomy places the organism in Eukaryota, Fungi, Ascomycota, Eurotiomycetes, Onygenales, Ajellomycetaceae. The record is from RefSeq and is a predicted model, not a curated record.